GUCGGCGACGACAGCGACGGCGACGGCGACGGCGAUAGACGCGCUGCUCGAUCUCUCCAACGUUCAUCACCAUCAUCUUUGGCUUUUUCACCCUUGACUUUUUCGCACGCACAUACCUUCCUUUCUUUACCGACCUUCGCGACCGACCGACAAAAAGGACGCUCGCCGCGAGCGACGACGCCGGCGUUCGGAGCUUCAUCUGACAAGCACCUGCGCGAUCGACAGUCGCAGGGCAUACAUACGGAGCGCACACCGUGAUAGUCAAGGGGCCUAUCACCGCGACCUUCCGACCGCAAAUGGCUCCUUUCUUCAGCCGUUCACGCACCACGUCCCAGGCCGCCCGCGCCGACACACCCUCCCUCGUCCUCGACGACGCCCCGCUCCCACCUCCCCCACCCGACCCGCACGCGUUCCUCCCGCUGCACAUUGCGCCCCCGCCGCGAUCCUCAUCCGCGUCCGUCUCCGUCGCCGCCUUCCCCCCGUCCCCCAGCGGUGGCGCCAUCACCGGCCCCAGCAUCCCGCCCCCGCAGUACGGCUACCUCUCCUAUCGCCCGGGCACGACGCUUGGCCUCGCGCAGGCUGCCGCGCUCGCCGACGUCCUCUGCGCCGAGCUCACCGCGCGCGGCGCGCCCUCGACGCCCUUCAUCUUCUCCGCGCUCGCGCUCGACGUCUCGCGCGCCAAGAUCAAUCGGCUCAUCGACGCGUUCCUCGGGACGUGCGUGAUCGGCAUCGGGAAGGAGAAGGAGGAGCGGGAGAAGCGCUGGCGCGAGGAGGUGCGGUUCGGUGCCGGCGUGCACGAGAUGGGAUUCGUGUUGCGAUGGGGCAUGGCGCGCGUGCGCAGGGCGAACGGAGAAAGAGGGCUGCUGAGCCUGUCGUACUACGACGAGUGGGCGAGGAACGAGGAAGCCCAGCACUACCCGCCUACCCACAUUCACGCUCUUCUGCGUCCUCUACCUCCCGCCCUUCGCUCUCUCCUUCAUGCCCUCCUUACCCUCCUCUCCCGCGUUGUCGCUCACUCUGCCAAGUCUGGGCAUACUCCACCGAGUUUGGCACCGCUCUUCGGACCGUUGGUGUUCGGACUCGGAAAGGAGGGCGCUGGCUUUAGCGGAGUCUACGAGAGAUACCUCGCCUCGACUACAGCCAUGGAACACCUCUUGCUCGCCUUCUUCCGCGCGCAAGACGCGGAGACGGUCGGUGGCGCGCCGACACGAUUGCGCGAAUGGAUCGCGGGAUACCCGGGUGCGCUGGGGAGGGCGAGGAGAGAGGCCCCCACCCGCCCCGGCGCCCUCGAAGCGCGCAAGGGCGCGCGAGUCGUGCGCCUCAUGAGCGUGCGGCGCAACGUCCGAACCUAUGAGACUGACCUCAUCAAGAAUGGAAGCCUAUGGGGCUACUCAGCUCCCAACCACCCACCGACCGCCCUCGCAGCGACCCGCGAGUGGGAACGCAUGACCGUGGGCGGCCGCGAACCCCGGUACAGCGACAACUUCAAGAAGCGUCUGGACCUUCCGACGGGCGCGGUGCCGGCGACGCCCCCUGCGGCGGGGAAUGGGGUGAAGGAGUACGGCGUGUCGAGCUACCUCUCCCCAACGGGCACCACGUCGCCGUACGGGGACUACUUGGGCGGCGCGCCCCUGUCGAGCACGCCCUCAUUGACGACGAGCGAGGGGCAUGAUGAUAAGUUCAAGUCCCUUACGGAUCUCAAGUGGGGCGAGUUCGAGGCGCUCGGCUUCGACGAGCAGGGCGUGCAGGACAAACUGAAGUUCGACCUGGGCGAGAGCGCGAGGAGUGCUCGCAAAGUUAAGCGCGGCACGAUCUCAUGGAACGACUUCAGCUCGGAUGGGUUCUUGAGAGGAGACGACGGUCUCGACGAGGGUCUUCGAUUCACUCUCGACAAUCCUUUGGGCGUCGGCGCGUCCGCACAUCCUCUGAACGAGAAAGAGAUCAAGGAGCGGCACGCCGAGCUCACGAAGAAGCUCAAGAAGAGGGAGAAGUCUCUUCCCGCGUUUGGCUGGGAUACGGCACCCGUCCUUGGUCCGGACGUCUUGAUUGAGGAAUCCUUCCUCGAUGUGUACUGCGACCUGCUGUGCGGUGGUUGGCAGACACCUUCCGAACCUUCCGUGCCGCCCCAUCCUGCCGAUGGGCACCCACCAGGGACACCCGAUCGUCAUCGUCGAAGACCGUCUAUGGGAGGACUCUCAGAGGCCGACCUUGCACGUGAGUGCAACUGGGCAAUGGUCGAGUAUAAGUCAUUGCAAGCGUCUUCUUCAUCGAUAGCCGGUCGGGGUCCAUCUCCCCUCCCCGCCUCCUCAUCCAACUCGAAUGACCCCCGCCAAGGCAGCACCCUCAUCCUCUUCGAGGAGUUCGUCCCCCACGAAUAUCGACAACAACUCGCUCUUAUGCUCGGCGGUCACAACCAACGGAAGCGCUUGCCCUCACUGUUCAGCUCUUCGCCUGCGUCAUCACCCAGCAAAUCCCCAAGCAAGUCCUCUCCGUCGACGCCAGUCAAGACAUCCAACAAGACGCCCUUCGCGGCCACCAUGCCCUCGAAAGGUCGCAAGGGCGGCGGCAAGUGGAAGCAAGCAGCGACGCUCAACGGCAAGCCAUACAACGUCGGCGACGUCCCCGAACUCACGCGCGCUCCGAGCUCGGCGACAUCGCAGAAGGAACACGAGUUCGAGGGUAUGCUGCGCGGCGACCGCGUCAGCGAGACGAAGGUCAUCCGCCUUACGCCAGUGGACGACGGGGAGCGUACGGAGUCUGGCGAAGGUACGACCGAGUUCGGUGUCGCGCGUGCACAGUCGCGGGGGAAAGACGACGCGAAGGAUGCGAGUCGCAAGUCUCGCUUUCGACUGACUACUGUCGGACAGCCCCUCUCGCCGGCGGAGUACAACCCGGUCGAGUUUGAGACGCAAGUGAUCGAGGAGGGCGACGAUGGGGAGCCGUCGGGCAAGGGGAAGAAGCACAAGGACGACGACGCGUGGGUCGACAUUCUCAUCGCGGGGCAGAACCGAAUGCCGGGGCAAGACGCGGAAGCACGACCGCGGGCAGGUGGCGCGCGCGCGAACACGUACGACCCGGACCUGGCGAGUCGCGAGGUGCAGGAAGUGCUGCGCGGCGUCCACCGGGACAGCGUCGACGUCGACAACUUCUACGGCCAAGAUCCACACGCGAGCGUGGACGCCGUCGACGAGAUCGAGACCAUCCCGCAUCGCGAAGACCGUCCUCGCGCACAGGAGCCGGAGAGUCAAGCGUACACCGACAUCGACUACGCGGAGAGCGAAGCAGACCGCGACGCGGCGUCGGAAUUGCAGGACGGGCAGUCCGGCUACGGCGGCGACGACGAUAUCGACGACGAUGACGAGUCCAUUCGCUCUCCAGCACUUGACGCGAUCCAGCAGAAGAAGCGCCAACUCUCCUACUUCGAUCUCCACCCCGAGCGACGACCAGUAUCUCAAGACGCCGCGCCACGCCCAUCAAUCGAGAGCGGGCCCACCGAUGAGAGCGCUAUGCUCGACUCGACCGUUCCCGAUUCGGACACGGAAGAGGGCGCGGGACUGCGGCCGGUUAAGGCGGGGAGUUACGUGAACGACUUCGACGACGACGAGCCGCGGCAGAAGACCCCGCCCGCGCAUACAAACGGUGCCGGCGCGGGCGCUGGUGCCGCGAAGAGCAAGACCGCGAGUCUCAUCGAGAUGUAUCGGGAGCGCGAGCGUGCGGGGCAGGCGUCGCCGUCGAAGAUUCCCGUCCGCGGGCCGGUACCUCUCGCCGUCGGGACUGCGCCACCGAUGAACGCGACUGGCUUGGCGGCUCGUCCGGACGUACCGCCGCUAGACAUCCUGGACCCACCUCCCCCACUGCUCGAGCCGGGGCGCGAGAGCCCGGGGCGUUACGUCCACGGUGCGCCGCUGCAUAACGUCCUGGAGGAGCCGGAGGAGGAAGAGUAAGCGUUCAGUCCAUGUCUCGCCCCGUCUGCCACCUUAACAAUCCAAUGUUAUUAUACAUCCUGCCCUUGUCCUUCGUCUUGGAUACGCGUCCCUGUCCGUCAUAUACGCCACUCUUUUAUCAUUAUGUUGACCGCCGUCCUCGCUUCAUAUGCUGGCUUUCUCUCUCGCGUAGGCUACUACUUACUAACCAUGUGCAUUCUGAUACCCUUCUUUUCUGCAUAUCAUUCGUACCCGUACCGAGUUCUUUCGUGCCGUGCUGCUCUGCUGCGCGGACGCUCGCCAGUAGACACCGUUCUUAUCCAGUGUUUCCGGGCCCGCUGCUUAUGUCGGGAUGUCGAUGCGUAGUUUUAU
Messenger RNA from Schizophyllum commune H4-8, 4295 nucleotides. RefSeq lists its product as uncharacterized. Bases 297 to 3944 code for a protein of 1215 amino acids. The record is from RefSeq and is a predicted model, not a curated record. The transcript is spliced from 13 exons. Lineage: Eukaryota; Fungi; Basidiomycota; Agaricomycetes; Agaricales; Schizophyllaceae.